Messenger RNA from Seminavis robusta, 4628 nucleotides. Lineage: Eukaryota; Bacillariophyta; Bacillariophyceae; Naviculales; Naviculaceae. The record is from the annotation of a GenBank genome assembly.
CAUGCCCUUAAAACAUGCCCUUAAAUCUGAAACAUGCCCUUAAACAUACCCUUAAAUAAACAUGCCCUUAAAACAUGCCCUUACGAUGAGAACCAGUCGUGGUGGUUUUAAAGUCUGAGUGAAAACCGCCGGACAGUCCUGUAUGGUGAGUACAGUAAAAGGUAGAUUAUACCAUUACGCGGUACCGGCCAGAUGUAACCCAACUCCACUCCUCAUACCGACCCGACUCCUCCGCUGGCUAAGAGGGUUGCUUGGUAGCUCUAGCAGUAACACUAACUGCAUAGCUGAGGCUCUCAGCAGGAGGACCAUUUGGGAUGAAACUGGGCAUUGAGCUGGGGAAGGAGCUGCCCAGGAGAAAUGCUAUAGAGAUGUCACUGACUGGGAAGCUGAGGUUAACUAGCUGGGCUCAGGCCAGCAGAGGAGGUACAACCAGGACCGGGGCUGGAACUAGUAGGGCGGGGGAAGGAGCUAGGAAAACUGCUAGGAAGCCAUGUCAGUAGCUGGGAGGGUUGUGCAAUCCACUGUCAUGUCUUUUUGCUAUUUCUGUUUCCGUAGUUGGCGCCACCGGAGGCAUCUUGUUUCUGGAUACAUGUACUGGUAGAUAUCGGUACCUGCGGUAAUAUUUUACAAGUUGGGGUAAGCAUAUUUGACAGCAAAGACAAACGCAACAAUUCGCCAUCCCCUUCUCGUCCAUUGGCAGUCCAUUUCAGGUGCCUACUUCACCACGCCCAAGUUGAGAGAAGCCAUUGGUGCAGACUUCACCACGGGCUUGACCAUGGCAGAAGAGCUUGCUAAUAGCGUUGCUAACAGUGUCGUUGCGGCUCUGUUGGAGAAGCCGGUAGUAGCGGCGGCGACGGUAGCCGAGGAUCCAGCACAGCCGAUUGCGAAAUUGCCCAUCGAAGGAGGAUUUGGGAACCUCGUCGAUCCUGGAAAUCCUCAACCUCUGACCUUUCACCAACCAACUGCUCCUGUAGCCAAUGAUGCAGAUAAUACCCAUGAUGACAAUAAGAGCAGGGAUGCUCCUGGUGUGACAUUGGACGGCGGCGAUGAGGGCAAACCCACUGCCAAGGAUGACGGCUUGAAUUUGGAUGCGCUCCCCAAGGAAGGUGAUGACAAUGGCGGCACCGCGGAGACUAAGGAAGGAGAAGUCGGAGUCGUCGACGGCAAGGGAGACGGCAAAGACGACAAGAAAAAGGGAGCCAAGACGAUCACUCGCAUUCGUUACUCCAACGAUUUCAAAGUGAAACUCCUCGAUGAAUUGGAAGUGCUUAAUGUCACCGUCGCCGAAAUGGCUCGUCGACACAAGUUGCCCGAAGCUACCAUUCGCGAUUGGGUCAAAACCAAGGACAAGAUCAUCACGGCACAAGUCAAUAGACGCGGUUCUGCCAAGAGCAAUUCCAGAGACAACCUCCAAAAGGUCACGGACACCCUGCGAACAUUCAUGGAUAUGAACGAUCGUUUGGAGGCGUCGGGGAGCAGUAAAUUACCCAUCACCAAUGCCAUGAUUGCCAAGCAGGGACAAGAAAUCAAAGCCUUGCUCCUGGAAAAGGACGCCAAAAAGCCCUUUUUGACGGCGCAGGAACGAAAAACUCUCAAUGCUUUUAACGCUAGUAUUUGGUGGAGUAAAAAAUGGGCCAGAAAACACAAUCUGCACAGCGUGGGUCACCGAGAGGCUGCCAAAGCUGCGGCUGCACUGUCGUCGCAAGUGCCCGAGAUUCGAAGAUCCUACAGCAAAGAUCAUGUUUUCUUCGUGGUGGAUACCAUGCUAUUCUACAAGGUGUUGCCAACCCGGUCGGUGGUGGAAAAUCCAGUGGAAGCUGGGAAUAGCGCACCCAAGUAUCUGGAUACCCUCAAGGGCCGGCUGUCCUUGUUCAUUUGUUCCAACAGUUCUGGUGGACACAAGAUCCCUCUCACCAUGAUUUCCGACGAGAAGAAUCCACCCAGCUUUGUGGGCAAACGACAAAGGCUGUUCCCGCACAUUUACCAAGAGAACGCUUGGGCCAACCCCAAAGCAUUGUUGACGUGGUGGAAGGAGACUUUUCUACCCAACAUUCGCGAAUGGACAGAUGAGAAGGUCUUGCUAAUCUUGCAGAAACCAAGCAUUGUCGAUCUGGACGACCCACAGGAUCAAGUUCGAGUGAGGUUCUUGCCACCACUCUUGGCCAACAAUCACAACAGCACAUCGGACGGACUGAGCAUUAGCAGCUUUUUUGAAACUCCAAUAAAGCUACUCAGUGUGGUCAAGACCAAGUACCGAUACUAUCUCUUGAAAGAGGUCUUUCAAGUCUUUGAAGAACGUCACCAACGUCGAGAAGUGGCCGACGCUGCCAACUUUCGCUACCCGGGGCUCAAACAGGGCCACCUCCCUCACCUCCAGGAUUGCAUGAGAAUCCUCAACGACGUCUGGAACGAGUUGCCCCCCGAGGCAAUUGGAAGCGUUGAUGAUGAGGACGGGAAGAAGAAAAAGAAGCGACGAAGACGAAAGAAAAAGGGAACCUCUGAAGAAGAUAUCAUUGAGAACGAUUCGAUGGGCUUUACGGAUGGGGUAGGAACGGAUGAACUCAUCAAAGACAUUGUCCUUUUCUUCCGUAAGAACGACGGGGAUGUACGUUCGCUCCCGACGAACGAUGAACUCCUCAGUGCGCUGGACAAGUCCGUAGCGGAAGUGAAGCGUUGUUUUGUAAACGACAAGCUGCUUUUGCAAUCCAAUCAAGAGGAAUUGCGACGGAUUCUUCGGAACUGGAUCGGUCUGGAAGAGAGCCAAGAGGUUCGACAAAUGCUACAGACGGAGAUUCUUAGCGGGAUGAAGUUUCGCUUGAUCGUUGGCGUGGAUGAUGUGGACAACGAGGAGGAGGAGCCAAGGGAAAAUGACAAAGCAGAUGGGAAAACCGAUGACACAGCAGCCAACAACGACAAGGUGGCAUUGGAUGUCGCAACCCAACUUUUGCAGUGUGCGGUUCGUUUGUCCAAAGAAAACUCGGCGUUUCACAAUCUUGCAUCCCAGCUGGUGGAGGCCAGCGACGCAGCUUUCGUUGCCCUGCGUCUAUCGAAACUGCCACCUGAACUGAGGGAAAAGAAGGAACCUCUGCCAAAGAAGAAAAGGAAGCCAAGGACUACAUACGGCCCUCGAAAGAAGCGGGUCAAGCUUGCUGAAACCGACGGCGAAAAAGUCGAUAAGGAAGACGAGGAAGAGAUAACGAAGGAUGCCGUCAACGAUGUCGACAUGAAACCGGCGGGCGAACCCGACAAGGAAGCGGAAGACACCGGUCGGAUUGAUCUUCCCGCGAAAGACGAUCCACCUAAAGAUCCCGUGGACGACUAUGAUGGAACCGUGUUCAUCGAAAUUUAGAGUGGAAGGAUUCAUCAUUCAAUCUUGCUGUCCAAUAGUCCCAGCCUUGCUUUUCCGGAUGUUCGUACAAAGCUUGCUGGUUUGUUCAAGCCAAGCUAGGAGGCUUGGAGUUUCCUCACAAUUUCAAUUUCCCAAUAUGUGAUAGCCGUAAAAAAAGCUACAGAAUAAUUGGUUUCUAGAUUGGCGUGACAAUUAAAUACAAGCUUUAGCUAGCUAAAGGCAAGCCAAUGCCAUCAAAUCUAAAAAAGCAUUCCAACAUCAUCGGUACAGGAAGACGGAGGUGCGAGAGACGGCAUUUUAGAUACCGCCACCACGUCCGAAUCCACCCCCUCCUCCGCCUUCGCGUCGACCGCGGUAUUCCCGGUCACCGCCGCCGCCGCCACCACGGAAGGCAGGACGUCCGCCACCAAACUUGUCUUCCUCGCGAUCCCGUCCCUCGGGGCGAGCAGCAGACUUCUUGUGUGUUGCAGGGACAAUUUCGUCAGGGAGACCCAAAUAGGUCCUCAAGUAGGCAAUACCGGCAUCUGUCAAGUAACAGUAGUUGUAUUGCCAGCUGAAGGUAAUACGAACGAAUUCUCGGGAUUCCAGAGACUUCAUCAACGCGAGGACCUCCAAGUUGGUGGGUCCCUCAAUCUGAGGAUGUGUGGCAGACUUGGUGUCUUUCUUGACAACACAGACUCCCUCCUUGAAAAGGUAGCUGAAAACAGCGAUACGGUUCUCUUUGGGGAUAAACAUCUUGCUCUAUACAAUCCAAUGAAAGGAUAUGCCUGUCGUAUUUGAAAGCAAACACGAAAACUUGAUAACAAAACAGAGUUGAACUGUUGAGUGAGGAGGGAGGUUGAUGAGGCCCCGAUAUAUCGAUUUGCUUUGCUUGGUCAGAGAGGUGACAAGCGCAGAAAUUUGUAGUAAACCGAAAAGUGGUAAGCUAUUUUUUCAGAAAAAUAGAAAUGUAAAAUGUAAAAUUGACAUUCUGACGCUGCCUCAAACUGUGACUGGCCCGCAGUACUAGUACGCUACAUGUACGAUGGAUGUACCAGGUACCGGUACCUGGUACCUACCUGUGACUGGCGUGCGCACAUCCAAUAAUCGUGUUCGUGGAAAAGUCCAAGACCCAUUGCCAGUCGAAUGCCCUGAUGCCUUGAUCGCAGCAGUGGCUUUCUUGAUCCCAUAGCGCAAUCUUUCAAUUGACUGAAGAUCUUGUCCUCGCGCGCGUCAAUAUCCGUGCUUACUUUGAGGCUGUCUAUUAAUAGCUACCGUAAUCUAGCAUCGUAACCAUAGC